This is a messenger RNA of Ceratosolen solmsi marchali, 1779 nucleotides long. Its product is annotated as tubulin gamma-2 chain. Gene Ontology annotation, biological process: cytoplasmic microtubule organization; microtubule nucleation. The transcript is spliced from 8 exons. NCBI's taxonomy places the organism in Eukaryota, Metazoa, Arthropoda, Insecta, Hymenoptera, Agaonidae. Bases 221 to 1672 code for a protein of 483 amino acids. Gene Ontology annotation, molecular function: GTP binding. Gene Ontology annotation, cellular component: gamma-tubulin complex; microtubule. The record is from RefSeq and is a predicted model, not a curated record.
UUGCGCGCGCACUCCGUGUAUUUAUUUGGGGCUUUAGAGCUCAGCGGUUCGAAGGGGACGACGAUGAUGGCCACCGGCUAAGAGCGACGUUGUGCCGUUGUGCUUAACGAAUUCUUCAUUUUCAUCCAAAUGCUAAGGAGCCGCGUUGCGUAAUCGAAGUUGCACAAGGGCUUGUUUCCUCCGUUUCUUCGGCUGACGUUUAAGGGCGUAUUAGAGCAAGAUGCCGUGCGAAAUGAUAACCCUGCAAUUGGGCCAGUGUGGCAACCAAAGUAAGCUUUUAUUUUUAAUGGCAUUAAUUAGUCUGUUUGAUUUUUCUAAUUCGCUCUCGGUCACCAACCCGACGCACUUGCUUCCGCUUUCAGUUGGCUUUGAGUUUUGGAAGAGGCUUUGCGCGGAACAUGGUAUAAGCCCGGAAGGGAUUUUAGAAGAUUACGCUACAGAAGGGACUGACAGAAAGGACGUUUUUUUCUAUCAAUCCGACGAUGAACAUUACAUACCUCGAGCCGUGCUGCUGGACUUGGAGCCCAGAGUUAUUCAUACCAUUAUGAAUUCUCCGUAUUCAAAGCUGUAUAAUCCUGAAAAUAUUUAUUUAUCUAAACAUGGCGGUGGUGCUGGAAAUAAUUGGGCAUCUGGCUACCAUCAAGGAGAAAAAUUGCAAGAAGAAAUAUUCGAUAUUCUUGACAGAGAAGCGGAUGGAAGCGACAGCCUCGAGGGCUUUGUCUUGUGCCAUUCUAUAGCCGGUGGUACUGGAUCCGGUAUGGGAUCGUUCAUGUUAGAAUCUUUAGCUGAUAGAUUCCCUAAGAAAUUAAUUGAAACCUACAGCGUAUUUCCAAAUCAAGAUGAAAUAAGCGAUGUCGUUGUACAACCUUACAAUUCAUUGUUAACGCUUAAGAGAUUAACGCAAUGUGCAGAUUGUGUUGUAGUUCUUGAUAAUACUGCAUUAAAUAGAAUAGCUUCCGAUAGAUUGCACAUUCAAAAUCCCAGCUUUACUCAAAUUAAUAAGCUGGUCUCAACAAUUAUGUCAGUGAGCACCACAACUCUUAGAUAUCCAUCGUACAUGAAUAACGAUUUGGUUGGAUUAAUUGCACCGUUAAUUCCAACGCCGAGAUUACAUUUUCUAAUGACGGGUUAUACACCCCUUACCACAGAUCAAGAGGGCGCGUCCGUUCGAAAAACAUCGGUAUUGGAUGUUAUGCGUCGCUUAUUACAACCAAAAAAUAUGAUGGUUUCUACAGCAUUGGAUAGAAAUGCAGCGCAUUGCUAUAUUUCCAUAUUAAAUAUAAUUCAAGGUGAAGUGGAUCCAACGCAAGUACACAAAUCUUUACAAAGAAUAAGGGAAAGAAAACUUGCUCAAUUUAUUCCAUGGGGACCAGCCAGCAUUCAAGUUGCCCUGUCAAGAAAAUCUCCGUACAUUCAAAGCACUCACCGUGUAUCAGGCCUUAUGUUAGCCAAUCAUACGAAUAUUUCUUCGCUAUUUGAUAGAGCUCUACAACAGUACGAUAAACUUAGAAAAAGAGAGGCUUUCUUAGAACAAUUUAGAAAAGAAAAAAUGUUUGAAGAUAAUCUUGAUGAGCUGGAUAACUCACGAGAAGUUGUAGAUUAUUUAGUAAAAGAAUAUCAAGCUGCGACAAGAUCAGAUUAUUUAACAUGGAGCCCAAGUAAAGCAGAUUAAAAUUAUUUAUAUCGAACAAUACUCCAUAUAAUUUGUUUACUGUAAAUCUUUAUGAUUCUGUUUUUCUUCUAUUAUACGUCCAUGACAUUUAUUUCUUUAGAUAUUAA